Pyricularia grisea is the source of this 1441-nucleotide messenger RNA. RefSeq lists its product as uncharacterized. The transcript has 3 exons. The record is from RefSeq and is a predicted model, not a curated record. Gene Ontology annotation, biological process: mRNA splicing, via spliceosome. NCBI's taxonomy places the organism in Eukaryota, Fungi, Ascomycota, Sordariomycetes, Magnaporthales, Pyriculariaceae. Gene Ontology annotation, cellular component: U5 snRNP; U4/U6 x U5 tri-snRNP complex; spliceosomal complex. The coding region runs from base 167 to 598 and encodes 143 amino acids.
GCGGGUCACGUCGUCCGUCGGUCGCCUUCACUCAUGCAAACUUGGCUCAACUUCAUCCUCUUCACGACCUAAUACUCAUCGACGAUAAUAUCGCCACAAAACAAAAGAAACGACCACAUAGAUAAGCCAAAAAAAGACAAUAACAAAACGCAAAACAAGAGGCGCCAUGGGUUCCGUCGUACUCCCCCAUCUCAACACGGCGUGGCACGUCGACCAAGCAAUCCUGUCCGAGGACGAGCGCCUGGUCGUGAUCCGGUUCGGACGCGACGGCGAUCCGGACUGCAUGAAGAUGGACGAGGUGCUGUUCAAGAUCGCCGACAAGGUCAAGAACUUCGCCGUCGUCUACGUAUGCGACAUUGAUCAGGUGCCCGACUUCAACCAGAUGUACGAACUAUAUGAUCCCAUGACCGUCAUGUUCUUCUUCCGCAACAAGCACAUAAUGUGCGAUUUCGGCACGGGUAACAACAACAAACUUACCUUGGUGCUCGAGGAGAAGCAGGAACUUAUCGACAUCAUUGAGACUAUCUACCGUGGCGCAAAGAAGGGGCGUGGUCUUGUCGUCAGCCCAAAGGACUACUCCACAAGAUACCGCUACUGAUUGAAGUAGCCGCGCAUACCGAUGUACUCUGGAGGGCAUCGCCCCAUUUUCUCUAAUAACCGACUCGUGGAGGAUUGAACGAACCUUGCCUUUCUCUGCGAGCUGGCAUUGUUCAGGCAGGUGAAGCGCACAGAGACGACUUUUACUCGUCAACAUGCACGUGCACACUUGCAUACUUGCACGAUAAUGUGCAAAAAAGUCCUCUCAGCUAUUAGCGAUUUGGGAACUGUUAAGGAAGCAGUGAAAUCCCCGGGAGCUACACUGCAGCCGAGGAAUCCUGCCAAAUUUCGUCACCUUUUUGGGUCCUGUGCGGUCUUUCAAGGUUUGUCUACCGGUGUGACAUGAUGCUAUGAUUCCCGUAUUUUCGCUCUUUUUUGCAUGCGAAUGAUCCCCAGUUAGAUUGUAUUACUUGUUUGGAUACAUAGUGCAACGUGCCAAAAACUCCGAUUAUGUCCAACGCAAAAUACUUUAAAAGCCCCCGAAAAAUGCUGCGCUCUUUAAAAACAAAACAUAGGGGGAAAUAGAUCAUGAAUUAACGAGGGUAUCUUUAAAACAACAAUUGAAAAAGAUCCGUGACGGCAAAAGCCAAAUUAUAUGUAUGCUGUCAUCGACAGGAUAUCCCGUGAGGCUGUGAAGCAAUAAAAUCUUCAGAGCAUGUCCCCACUACCAGGCGGCGACCCCUUGGGCAGGUAUGAACUGGGAAGCUUGGGUACCUGAGGAGGGCCUGGGCGGUCGGGACGGGUGAUAUCUAGAUGCUGCUGCUGCUGCUGCUGCUGCUGCCGCUCAUCCUUGGACCUGCUACCAGUCAAGCGUCUGAUUCGAGUCCGAGUACUUUGAGUAAGG